This is a messenger RNA of Racocetra persica, 284 nucleotides long. The record is from the annotation of a GenBank genome assembly. Lineage: Eukaryota; Fungi; Glomeromycota; Glomeromycetes; Diversisporales; Gigasporaceae.
AGCAAUCUAAAUCUAUUCUUUCUCAAACUUCUAAUACUCAACUACAACAAUCUCAGCAGACAAUACAGCAACAACAGACCCAACAGCAACAGCCAGUUAGUAACUCAAAUAACACUCAUAUUAGUACUAGUAACUCUCAACAAAACCAAAAUACUUCUUCAAAAGAACUAAACUUAAUACUUCAACAGUUAUCUUCUUUAUAUCAGAAUAAUACUGAACAACAAUCAUUAAUUGAUGACACAUAUCAACAACUUUCACAACAAUCUCAACAAGCUAAUAACUAA